Messenger RNA from Laetiporus sulphureus 93-53, 3450 nucleotides. RefSeq lists its product as uncharacterized. The record is from RefSeq and is a predicted model, not a curated record. NCBI's taxonomy places the organism in Eukaryota, Fungi, Basidiomycota, Agaricomycetes, Polyporales, Laetiporaceae. The transcript has 6 exons. Gene Ontology annotation, cellular component: RNA N6-methyladenosine methyltransferase complex. Gene Ontology annotation, molecular function: RNA binding. Bases 1 to 3450 code for a protein of 1149 amino acids.
AUGCUGCUCCAGUGGUGCACCGUUGAGCCUACCGGCGCGGGCAACUUGGCUGCCAUACGCUUCUCGUCUCCAGUACGCGUCCAGUCUAUCAAAAUAUUCCCCACCGGCAUGCAACCCUUCGCUCAACACCCCGACAUCAUCAGUCGCACCGAGCCUCAAGCGUUCUUCUUGGAAGUGUUCUUUAACGCGUACCAUAUCGCUAGUGCGAAUAGCAAGGAGAAACCGAAGGCGACAAAUGCAUUGGUGCCAACGAUGAUAGCCUACCCUGGUGGGCAGAUGGAAUUCUCGGUACCUAUGGGCAUGGAGUAUGCCACACGUCUGAUGAUAGUGAGAGGAAGCUUCGAAUGUGUAUCCAUGGCUAUUUACGGCGACAUCAUGGCAGAGCUUCCUCCUCCGCCUACAACGUACGAUCCUCGUCCACUGCCGUCAAUCGAGCCCGUGCCUAUAGCACCAGUUCUUGACCCAUCGAACUCGCUCGACCCCACCCUCCUCGCACGGCAGCUGUUGAACGUCAUACCUGAUGCGCCUUCUCUUCCUCUCGCCAUCCGUCUCGUAUUUUGCCUCAAACCACCAAGCGACGACUGGGACUUGCCGGAGUUCCCCUAUUUACAUCCGGAUUUUGACAACGAUACAGCUGAUUUUGACCUGGAGAAGGCAUUUAGGCUGACAACGAGGCCAGUUUCUGAUGAUGUGCAAGAUGAUACACUGCUGCGUUUCGCAGAGAAUGUUGCCAAGUCGAUACGUGGAAAGGACAGCAGCGAAGCAUAUCUUGUUGCUGGUAUCUUAGCACAUGCUGCAUCUCAGCAUCCCAACAUGGCUAACUUCCUCCUGGAGAAGCUUGAUCUACCCAACAUCUUUGACAGCACCAACAUGGAUGAACUCACCCUCAUCAGAUUACGGGAUGCCGCGACCAAUGCAGACAUAGCGCGACGCCUCAACGAAGAGUGGUUCCUCCAGACCGUGAACGGAAUCGCCCAAAACCCACAUGCUGACAAGGAGACUCAGACGGCUGCCAUGAAACUCGUUGCUCGAAUCCAGGAUUGGGCAGUAUUUGAGGAUUCGCUCUCUAACACCCAGGGAGACUUCGCUGCUGCGGCUGCCAUGCUGAAGGAGCUAGGAACGGAUGAAGCAUCGCUAGGGAUUUGGCUCGCGUCGAUGGUUACCCAUGACGAUCUCAUUGCCGUCCUGAGCGAGAACCCUCUCAUGCCCAUUCCACUCCCUCACCCUCCGUAUUUGUUCAGUUCACUCAAGUCUUCCUUGUCCCAUGAUGCCUUUGUGGCGUUCCUGCGGGCAUUCAUUGGUGUCGCGGCUGUGCUAGCGGUCUAUGCUUUCGCAGAUGCCUUCCCUCACAAGCUCUGUCGCGAACGUGCUCUGGCGAUUAUCAGGUUGUGGCAGGGCGUCAAUGGAUAUCGGGAGAUCGUAAACCAUAUGUUGCUGCUGAAACAAAUGACAUUCCGGCUCGAAUGCAUGAUGGAGGAUGAUCCACCCCGCCGAGCUGGUUUAGAUGCCGAGCAUAUCCUGGUCAACCUCGCGAAGGAUCCCCACGCCAUACUGCAACCCGACCUCGUCAAGUGUGUCCUCUCUUUGAGAGCGCCGCAUGCGUUCAUCACCGAAGAGGAGGAGGCGUCCAUGCACAAGGCAGCUAUUGUGGCUGAGGAUGGCCUGUUCGGAGCAAUCGAUGAGUUCAUGAGCCCGGUCGAUCGUCCGCUUACGUUGACCAAUCUUCGAAUGCUCCGCGUCGCGCUCGCUGUCAUUAAUCAGGAGCUAGACAAUGACAAUGAACAACGCGUGCUCGAGGAGUUUUGGAAGGAGGGCUCGUGUAGCCUGUUGGCUCACCUGGUCGACAUCUUCGUGCCAAUAUCUGAAGAGAUUGAGGGCCAGUUCAGCAUCCAUUUCCCGGAGCGCCGGUCGCAAGAGCUUAUGACCCAGCUCUUUCGCGCUGCAGACGAGGUCUUGAAGUUGUUGCUGCGCCUUCUUCCUGUCUAUCCGCCUCCUGUUCGCUCAACGCAUGCGCUGACAAGCAGUGUCGCCGAUCUCUUUGCGUGUACGGACGCUGCAGACAUGCUCUACUCACAAUCGAGUCCUGCCUGCGUCGCAGCGCAGGAGACGAGGCAGUCCUGCAUAGACACUGUUCGCACGCUUUCCGACCCAUCAUUGCCCGCCGAAGGUGGCAAACUCGGUGCCGAGAUCGUGCUCAAGACUCUUCUCGAGCAUGGUCUGCAUUGCGAAGAUCGUGAUCCUGUGCACCACCUAGUCCAAACCUUCUGCCUCAUCGACUACCUUUUGCCCAUGCCCGACGUGGCUGAAGGUCAGUUGUCCGUAUGGACACAACGAGUAAUGCCGGUCGUCCUGAGGGAGCUUUGGGCCUUCUGCCGCGCGCUGGACACAGAGAACAAAGUGCACUUUGUGAAGCGGCUAACGAAUCUCGAUCGCGGUGUGGUCGGUGUUGGUGAAUGGCUACUGCUGGAAGAGCUGAAGGAUCUGCUGCAUGCCCUCAAAGGAUUGGAAGACCCUUCUCUCCCUCUGCGCGAUCGUGCCAUCCGGAGCUGUCAGGUUUCGAUGUCCAUGCGAUUUCUGCUGGAUGUUGUUAGCGGCGCUUCUACAACGUCCAAGGUCUGCAGAGGUUGUCUCACGUCUAUGCAGGACGCUUCAUCCAUCUUGUCAUCAUGCCUGUUAUCGAUAUAUGCACAGCGGGUAACGGCUCCGGCAUUGACAGAGCUCAUGCAAGUUUUGGCGCGUGAGGCCCCGAGCAUGGACGAUGACCUCCACUCUGCUGUACUCUUGAUGCUGGUGCAGUCAGCACAGAAUCCCGAGUUAGAUAGUGCAAGCCUCGUUCAUUUGCUGGAGCAAUGCAUCGCUAUCUAUCCUGCAACUUCAAACGCGGAAGGUCCCGACGAGACAUUGCAGCAAGAACUUGGUAUCCUAAUCGCCAGUCUCAACGGUGAAGACCACACUUUGGACACUGCCAUCGCAGAGCAAUGCGUGUUCCUACUUGAAAGACUUACAACGACAUCAUCAACCUUACGAGGUCUCACACGAGCCUUCUUCAUGACUUUCUGCGAUCGGUUGCGCGACACUCUCGGUACCGAAUGGCACGACCGCAUUGCCAGCAUCUCAGAACAUAUAACCAUUGCGGAGGAUACCUCACGGGCUUCGCCAGUGAUACCCCUUUCCGAGACGGUGGAGCUCAGCAUGCACGACGUUGAAGAGCUUCUCCGGCACAGCAUACCCCCACCUUCCACACCACCGCGCAAGGCACUGAACCAAGAUGUCCUCGGCCUCGUCACAGUAUCGCCACCUGCCAUAAUCCGUUCGCCUGCAACAACGGGUCUAACGAAGACAUACAACAACAAUGAUUUCAGACAGCUGCGGCAGACUCCAUCGGCGAGACAGAACACCAGUCGGCUUCCGAGUAUGCAUGUAGACGUAGGUGUAGCGAUGGUCACUUGA